This is a messenger RNA of Phascolarctos cinereus (koala), 1898 nucleotides long. It is a transcript of the gene CPN2, whose product is annotated as carboxypeptidase N subunit 2. Lineage: Eukaryota; Metazoa; Chordata; Mammalia; Diprotodontia; Phascolarctidae. The record is from RefSeq and is a predicted model, not a curated record. Gene Ontology annotation, molecular function: protein binding.
GCUCUUGGCUCGGGCGUGGGGGCUGGCACAGGGGCUGGUAAACAUUGACUUGCUGACGAACAUGCAGUUCCUAGCUUCCUGGUCACAAGGAGGAAGAACUCAUGGUCCCAGUUCUUGCCUGGCCUGACUCCUUCCCACAUGCACGAUGAUGCUCCCCGGGGCCUUCCUGCUGGGCCUCUCCCUGCUGCUCCUGGCCAGGCUGACCCAGGCCUGCCCUGUGGGCUGUGACUGCUUCAAUCGGGAGGUGGUGUGCACCGCUGAGGACAUGGAUGACGUACCUCGGGGCAUCCCCAAGAAUGCCACCGAGAUCAUCUUUGUGGAGACCUCGAUGCUGACCCUGAGGUCCUGGGCCUUCAGCAAUGCCAGCGGCUUGUCCAAGGUGGUCUUCCUCAACACUAAGAUUCAGUCUCUGCAGGCAGAGGCCUUUGGCGGGCUGCCGGGGCUGGAGGAUCUGGAGAUCACAGGCAGCCCCCUGGUGGGUCUUCAGGAUGGGGCCUUCAGGAAUCUGACCACACUCUGCAAACUCACGCUCAACUUCGACACUCUCAAAGCCCUGCCAGCCGACCUCUUCCAGGGCCUGGACACCUUGAAGUCCCUUCACCUGCAAGGUAACCAGCUGCAGACGCUGCCCCCGGCGGUCUUCCAGCCCCUUGAGGCUCUGCGCCUCCUCAACCUUGCCCAGAACCUCCUGGGGCAGAUCUCUGAGCAGCUCCUGGCUCCCCUGGCCAGCCUCCAGACCCUGAAGCUGAGCGACAACUUCUUGGCCACGCUCCCGCCUCUGGCCUUUGGGGGCCUGGGCAGCCUGCAAGAGCUGUUUCUGGACGGCAACAGGCUCACGGAGCUUCCCCAGGACGUGUUCUCCGGGCUGGGUGCCCUGCAGAAGCUCUGGCUGCAGCACAACGCCAUCGACCACCUCCCCCCGACAGUCUUCUCUUCCCUGGGCAACCUGACCUUCCUGAACCUGCAAGGGAACAUGCUCCGGGUGCUCCCCGGAGGCCUCUUCGACCAGACGCCCAACCUGGCCAGGCUGUCCGUGUCCAGCAACCGGCUGGAGAACGUCUCCGGGGGUGCGUUCAGAAACUCCCCCCAGCUCAGCGUCGUCACCCUGUCGCACAACAGCCUGCGCAGCCUUCCUCCCGGGCUCUUGACCGCGCCCAGCCUCACCAAGCUCUACCUGGCCAGCAACAACUUGACAGCCCUGGACAGGCAGCUCUUCCAGAACCUGACGCGCCUGCAGCUGCUCAGCCUCGCCGACAACUCGCUGACCAGCCUCCCCGACGGCAUUUUUGACAGUAACUUCGAGCUUUUCAACCUGGCCCUGCACGGCAACCCCUGGGCUUGCGACUGCCACCUGGCCUACCUCCUAAAGUGGCUGCAAGAGUACAUCGACCGCUUCUUCAACCUUCAGACCUACUGCGCCAGCCCCCAGUACUUAAAGGGCCAGGUGCUGCCGGCGCUGCAGGCGGAGCAGCUGGUGUGCCCCGCGCCCCUGGAGCACUACAGGUUCCGACCUUUCCUGGUGGAGAAGGAGGAGGAGUCAGGCAGCAGCUGGGACUUGCCUGCGGAGGAUCGAGCCCCCACCAGGUGCACCUACAGCAACCCGGAGGGGACGGUGGUGCUUGCGUGUGACCUAGCGGUCUGUCGAUGGCUCCGCGUGCAGCUGUCCCCCAGGCAGACCUCCUGCACCCCGGGCCUAACUUUCAAUUCCACUCAGGAAUGGGUUUUGAAAUCAAGCUGCGGCUCAGUCCAAGUCACUGUCUCCAUUAAUGCCCUGGGUGGAGGGGACUAGAGAGAGGCCAGAGACCGUCCCACACUGCGGCUCUGGAGAGCUCCUCCAGCCGAAUGAGAGUGUUUCCUAAGAAACCAAGAAAUAAAGGGUACUAGUGAUGCUGUCCCAA